GCGAAUAACUCAUUCCUUCCUCUCUUUCUCUCUCUCCUCUUUCAGGCAGGCAGAAAACCAGGAUGCUUCGCUACGUUCUGCUAGUCCUCGCUGUGGUGAUUCCCUUAGGGUCCAGCUACCGUAGCGUGUGCUACUACACCAACUGGGCCCAGUACCGGAACAGCAUAGGGAAGUUCGUGCCAGAGGAUGUGGACCCUAACCUUUGCACCCACAUCGUCUACUCCUUCGGGAAGCCCGUGGGAACCAGAAUAGAGCCCUAUGAGUGGAACGACGAGUCGACUCCGUGGAGCAAGGGCAUGCGUGUUAUGCGAAACAACAAGGCUUCGGAGGUGUCAUGUACUGGGCGCUCGACCUGGACGACUUCAAAGGCACUUCCUGCAACCAGGGCAAGUACCCGCUCAUCAACGCCGCCAACAACGAAUUCCGGUCCGGGACUUUCGAGAACUGCCCCAAAGCUGGGCCCGGACCUGUCGUGGGCCCUGUGGUGACCUCUGCCCCUGUGACCUCCGCCCCCGUGACCUUGCCCCCAAGGACGUUCCCCCCUGUGGUGACCAACAGGCCCCCCUACCAACCCGUGACCUCUCCCCCUGUCUACACCAAUCAGCCGCCAACUCCCUCCCGCCUUACUUCGGGACACCAGCACCGCCGGCCGCCACCUUCCUCUCAAACCCGCCUACGUCAAACCCCGGCACGGUCGCGCCCUUUAACCCUUACCCGACACAGGCGCCCUUUAACCCUUACCCGACACAGGCGCCCUUUAACCCUCACCCGACGCAAGCGCCCGCAAAUCCAGCGGGGGCUACUCAGACUUCAGCGCCCCCUGCCAUCAGCCAGACGGGAUCUUUCGACUGCACGGGUAAAACCAAUGACUUCUACCCGGACUCCACUUCCUGCUCUGACUUCUACGUCUGCGCUGGCCAGAUGGCAUACAAAGUGAACUGCGCCACAGGGCUGCAGUUCAAUCCCAAACUCAAGCACUGUACGUGGGCCUUUAGCUUCAGCUGCCAGACCAGUCAGCAAGCUCAGACUGCCCCGGCUGGGUCGAUUCCAAGUUGCGGCAAGACCCAGGUGGGCCUGUUCCCCCACCCCACAAACUGCAACCACUACAUCCAGUGUUCCUUCGGACAACGGUUCGAAAUGGAAUGUCCCGACGGCCUACUCUUCAACCCCGCCGUCGGCAGAUGUGACUUCGCCGUCAACGUCCCGUCAUGCUCUUCCGGUUGAAAGGGCAAAAUGUCGACAAGCUAUUAAAAUGUCCUAUGUUCCCCCGCUCCACCCCAAAAUUUAAAAAACAAAUAAAGCGAAAUUUUUAAGCGAGAUGAAAAAAAAACUGUUCUAUUUUUUCAAACAAUUGUUCCUACUUCAUGUGGUUGUUUGUUUUUUUUUUGUUUUUUCUUAUUUUAUUGACCUUUAGAAUUUGAAUAUUAACAAAAUAUUUGUCAAGCUCAUGCAACCGGUGUCUUAGAUUAAGAAACUGGAGGGGGGGGGGGGUGAUCAAAUUGUUGUGCUUCGUACAUUUUAAUAGCUUGACGACCGGAAGAAGUUGGAAUCGAGAGAUCAAGGCCACAGUGCGCAAUCGGAGGUCAUAAGGAAAAAUGUCUGAUGUGGAGAAUGAUGCCAGAUAAAUGAAAAAUAACCCUUACCAACUCAGCUAAACAGUUGGUCUUGGGGCAACACAUUAAAUCGUAAUUCAUGAUGAUUUACAAUGAUACUAAGCUUUUUUUAGGUGUCUGGAAGGCUACAGUUUAAAGGCUGUUUCUAAAUCUAGGCCAAACUUGGGCCUAAUGGUGACAUGGUGGACACAAUGGCCUAGUUGAUUGGCUGUUCUGAAUCCUUAAAAGUCAAUUUGUUUGUUUGUUCUGUGGAAAGUUGGACCGUCGGUUUCAGUUAUUUUGUCAUAUUUGAGAAGGAUGCCUCAAUUGCUACUUUAACCAUUUCAAUUCAUUUUCUCUUGAAGUUGCUCAUAGUUGCAUUCUAUGCUCAGCCGUAUUCAAAAUUUUAAGCUUUAAAACUACCAGAUGGAUAUCAAGGAUGACGCCUUUAACUCUAACUUUUUGUAAACCAAUUCGUAUUUAAGAUUUCUGGCUUAUUUGUAGAAAGUAGGGAAAGGGGUUUGGAGGGGGGGGGGGAGUAAGGGGAGGUGUGCACUCUCAAAGAAUGACAACCGAUCCGGUUUUAUAAAACGAUGAUUGUUGAAUAUAAAAGGAGCUCGGAAUAAUUUGUGUUACCGCAAACAAUACGUGUCAAAAUUCAUGAAGUACUUUUUUCUUGUGCGAGUGUGAUUUUUUCUUGAUUUUCUUCUUGAUAUGCAAGGUUCAAUAAAGUUCUUUUUGUUGCAGUGAGCGACGAAUUGUAAUAAAC
Molecule: messenger RNA, 2361 nt
Organism: Aplysia californica (California sea hare)
Lineage: Eukaryota; Metazoa; Mollusca; Gastropoda; Aplysiida; Aplysiidae
Product: acidic mammalian chitinase
Biological process (GO): chitin catabolic process; carbohydrate metabolic process
Cellular component (GO): extracellular region
Molecular function (GO): chitin binding; chitinase activity
Source: RefSeq, a predicted model, not a curated record